CUUUGGGUCCAUGACUUCACUCCACCACCCGGAGGUAAAGACAGCCAACAACUGUGGCAACUGGGCUCGAAACAGAUCUAUCAAAUCAAUGAAUUUUAGAAUUUUCGAUUAAUACGGCUUUCCCCUUCAGAUAUGGAACCCAGAUUUCCGCUCCUGGUCCCGCCGACCUGCCGUAGGUGCGGAAAUCCAUGCACACGCUUUCCCACCGGGGACUGGAACAGCUACGGCAACGCAGGCCGACCUUUCUACAGCUGCAGAGACUACGAUCGCCACACGGAGAGCGUCUUUGGCUGUUUCGACGACGCCAUCGGCGUAUCGCACGCCAACCCGCCCUGCCUGUGCGGGUACUUCAGUCGCCGGACCAGGAGGAACGACGGCGAGUCGCACUUCUUCUCCUGUCCCGUCGGUAGAUGCGGCUGGAGCUUGACCGACUACACUUCAGAGGGCACUCCCUCACAGGGGGUCUUGGCCAGCCCUAGCGGGUCUAGCCCCGGCUAUAGCCAGGCGGCGAUCGAUACACUCUCUGCUCAAGCCGCACCCAGCGCGAACUCAAGUCAACAAAUCGUCCCACCGCGACCCGUUCUUGCUGACGGCACCUUAUCUCAGGCAGGGCCGCCUAUUUUCCCACACAAUGGUAACAGUCAUUUUGACGAGGAGGAGUCCCAAGAACCCGUUCCGCAAACACUUCACACCGUCAGCUAUCACGAGUCGGCCGGAGAGAUUUCCAAGUCUCGUAGGCGGCUCCUAUGUUGCACAGUGAUGUGAUUGUUCAGUCAUCACAGGGGCUGUAUACGAGUACCCGGUAUUGUGGCGCGUGUGGUAAGCCUAGGUGGUCAUAAAGCACGCCUCUGUUGUGGUUGUUAGUUAGUCCCCACUAGUGUUAGUGUAUUCUCAAGUGGGACCGUCGG
Molecule: messenger RNA, 908 nt
Organism: Chaetomium strumarium
Lineage: Eukaryota; Fungi; Ascomycota; Sordariomycetes; Sordariales; Chaetomiaceae
Exons: 2
Coding region: 133-765 (210 amino acids)
Source: RefSeq, a predicted model, not a curated record